Molecule: messenger RNA, 1234 nt
Organism: Malurus melanocephalus (red-backed fairy wren)
Lineage: Eukaryota; Metazoa; Chordata; Aves; Passeriformes; Maluridae
Product: cornifin alpha-like
Exons: 2
Coding region: 101-790 (229 amino acids)
Cellular component (GO): intermediate filament
Molecular function (GO): structural constituent of cytoskeleton
Source: RefSeq, a predicted model, not a curated record
GUGGUCCAGCCGGGGAUAUAAAAACCAUUCCUGACUCAGGGAGCUUCCAGCGGGUCCUCUUGGCUUCUCCUCGGUGAACUGAGUCCAGCCCAGCUCCGAGAUGUCCUGCGAGAAAACCUCGUGCCCCAAUCCGUGCCCGGACGGCCGCGCCGCCGCCUGCACCGAGCAGUGCGUGGUGGCCUGUCCCGACUCGCGGGUCAUCAUCUUCCCWCCGCCCGUGGUUGUCACCUUCCCGGGUCCCAUCCUCACCACGUACCCGCAGGAAACCGUGGUGGGCUCCUCGGAUUCGGCCGAGCUGGCCGGGGCGCUGGAAGCCGGAGUGGCCAUUGGAUCGGGCCAGAAGGGCCUGGAUUGUCUGGAUCCGUGCUGCCUCCAGCAAUUUGGGGCGAAAUGUGACCCACCGUGUGUCACCCCCUGUGCCCAGCCCUGCGUGGCCCCGUGUGUCACCCCGUGUGCCACCAAGUGUGCCCCGCCCUGUCCCCCUCCUUGUCUCCAGCCCUGUGCUCCACCCUGUCCUCCGCCUUGUCCCCCACCCUGUCCCCAACCCUGUCCCCAACCCUGUCCCCAGCCCUGCGCCACCAAAUGCGCCCCUCAAUGUCCCCCGCCAUGCCCCGCCCCCUGUGCCACCCCCUGUGCCACCAAGUGCGUGACCAAGUGCGUGCCCACCUGCCCCACGCCCUGUGCCACCCCCUGUGCCACCCCCUGUGCCACCAAGUGCGUCCCCGAGCGCUCCUACACCUUCUCCACCCGCUGGAAGCACCCGUGCCAGAGGGGCCGCUGCAAGGUCUGAGCGCUUUCGGAACGAAACGACCACGGAAAGGAACCGGGGAAGAAGCGAAGGAACMCAGAAUGUGACCCGAAGGCUGCCGGAGAGGGGGAAAAACGCCGCUGGAAAUCAGGACCGUGCCGUUGAGUUUAGGAUAGAGCUUUAGUUUAGGUUCAGGCUUUUCUUUCUUUCUUGGGGCUUUGCGUUUUCUGUCUGUGCUUUGGAUUUUUCCRGCCCAGUUUGACACCGAGCGUGGAUCGAAAUGAGGGAUUUGGGGAACAGUGGGGGAUUGGAAGGUCUCGGCAAGUGUGAGGGAAGGGGUGUCGGGCUGGAAGAUCAGGCUGGAGCGGGGUUUUGGGCUUUUCUCGUCUCUAGGAGUCAGCUCCUCUUCAUUAUUCCGCAUUUUUCUCUCUGCGAAUGUUGACUCCACUUUGCGUUCCUAUUAAAAUGGUGCUGCAUCAAAAAAAA